GCUGGCACCCGGGGCAGCAGCCAGUGCAGCUGCAGCCAUGCCAUGCUGCACCUUAACCCUCCUUCUCCUCCUGGUGGGACCAUCCCAGUGGGGCCAGGGGCACUGCAUGGCCACUCCGGAGCCCCCAGGCAGAGCCAUGUUCCUCCACAGUCCCACAGCCUCGCUCUCCAUCCCACAGAACAUGUUGACCUUCCCAGAGCACGGACACAGUCUCCAGCGGCAAAAGAGGGACUGGGUCAUUCCCCCCAUCAACUGCCCUGAGAAUGAGCGGGGGCCCUUCCCCAAGAAGCUGGUGCAGAUCAAAUCCAACAAGGACAAGGAGACCAAGGUUUUCUACAGCAUCACGGGGCAGGGAGCAGACACCAUCCCUGUGGGCGUCUUCAUCAUCGAGCGGGAGACAGGGUGGCUGGAGGUGACGAAGCCUCUGGACCGGGAGGAGAAGGAUAAGUACAUACUCUACUCCCACGCCGUGUCGGCCAAUGGGCAGCCUGUGGAGGACCCCAUGGAGAUCAUCAUCACCGUCACUGACCAGAACGACAACUCGCCUGUCUUCUCCCAGGCAGCUUUCCAUGGCUCUGUGCGAGAGGGAGCUGAGCUAGGCACGCCAGUGCUGCGGGUGCUGGCCACUGAUGCAGACGAUGCUGUGAGCUCCAACAACGGAGUCGUGGCCUAUUCCAUCCUGAGCCAGGCACCAGAUCAGCCCCAGCCCCACAUGUUCACCAUAGACAGCAACUCUGGGCUGAUCUCCGUGGCUGCGACGGGACUGGUGGCAGAGGCGGUCCCUGAAUAUACGCUGGAGAUCCAGGCAGCUGACAUGGGGGGACAUGGGCUGCAAGCCACCACCACAGCCCACAUCACAGUGCAGGCUGACAGCAUGUCCCACAUGGGGAACGGCUCCCUGACCACCCACGUACUGAACAUGGUCACAGGGCUGCCGGCAGCCGGCCUUUUCAUCCGCCUGGACCAGCUGGUGGAGCCCGGGCUGCAGUGGAGGGAGCUGGCACAGAGGCACACGGACAUGGAUGGGCGCUGCCCGCCCCUCCUGGCAGCAGGACAGGCCAAGGCCGGCACCUACAAGCUGCGCUUUGAGACAGCACCAUAUUGGCAGGGGCUGGGGCACAACAGCUUCCACCCCUAUGUGGAGGUCGUCUUCACCAUUACUGACCCGGCACAGAAGCUUCAUGUCCCACUGCUGAUCAGCCCCUACUCCUACACAACGUACCGGGGCAGUUAGGGGGGCACAGCCUCCCCUCAGGGAUGGAGGAAUGAUGCCAUUAAAGGCUCCAA
Molecule: messenger RNA, 1287 nt
Organism: Empidonax traillii (willow flycatcher)
Lineage: Eukaryota; Metazoa; Chordata; Aves; Passeriformes; Tyrannidae
Product: 5-hydroxyisourate hydrolase-like
Exons: 8
Coding region: 38-1234 (398 amino acids)
Biological process (GO): cell morphogenesis; purine nucleobase metabolic process; multicellular organism development
Cellular component (GO): plasma membrane; cytoplasm; catenin complex
Molecular function (GO): hydroxyisourate hydrolase activity; cadherin binding; calcium ion binding
Source: RefSeq, a predicted model, not a curated record